AUGAAACAAGCUACUGCAUCUAUUUCAUUAUUGUCACCAUUCAAUAGUAAAACAAUUGUACUCGAACUUGGCCGUGAAAUAGGCUUCAAAGCUAAACAAGAAUUGAUCAAUUAUUUACGAGAACAGCAAGCACAUAUUUCAUAUAUUUUGACAGCUAGUACUGAUUAUGUUUUGACUACGAAUAAUGUAGAUAGCUACAAGAUACGUCGUGCUAAACAGCUUGGCUUACCACUCGUCAAUGUUCAAUAUGUAUACGAAUGUCGUUGUUUGCCACUGGGUCAAACUCCAAUUGAUAUUAGCAAAUUUAUUAUCAAGUCAGCUGAAGAUCAAGAAAAUUUUAGAAAAACUGGUACUAUUUCCAUUGAAGAGUCUCGAGCAAAUGUGACUAAAAUCAAUAAAUUCGAUUUGACUAAAAUCAAACUAUGGAAUUCAGACGAUGCCGAUUUGCCUCGUUUUGAUGAGUUGACAAAUUGUGAGAUUGGCAAAUGGGCCAUUUUCAAAGAAACUAAUGAUAAUUCAAGUGUAUUUUUUAUUCUUGAACUUCAAGUUAUUCCUGAACAGUACUAUGAUCGAACAACGAGUGAUUAUCGACUACGAUUUCGAUAUGAAAAACAGAUUAUGAUUGGCGAAGAACAACAACAUGAUAAAAAAGUGUUGAUACAAUACGCAUUUGGUGAUGAUCCAAACGAACAACAACAAUUGUUUGCAUCAUACUAUUAUCGAGUAGCUACAAUGCCACGUAUAACACGAAUUCGUGAGAUGUUACCAAAUAAAUUAGGAUCAAAACUAUUGUUACGCUCUUUAUUUACUCAUCAUAUCGAUACACAGAUACUUGAUGAAAAUGUGUGUCAAUUGAUCGAAUCAAUUUGGUUAGAAUCGAUUGGUGAUCUAAAUAAAAUUUUAAGCAUAUCACCCGAAUCAAUUUCUCUUAAAACCGUCAUUGAAGCUGAAGCUACACUGCUUGAAGUCAAAUCGACCAAUAAUCCUACAGCUGCACUUCGUUUCUAUUCACUUAUACCACAUCGAUCACAGUACAAUAUUGAUCUCAUCAAGAAUCGUCGAGCAUUGACCGACAAAAUAGAUUUAUGUCAAAUGCUUCGAGAUAUGCUUACAGUUAACGAACUAACCAAUUGGAAUUUAAAAGCACCAAUCGAAGCUAAAUAUCGAGCAUUGCAAUGUCAUAUUGAAACAAUAGCUAGUUCAACAUCUGAAUUUAAGAAUAUUGUUAAUCUUAUUCAAUCAUCGAUAGAUAGCCGUGAACAAAUUAUUAUUCACAACGUAUUCAGCGUGGCUAAGCAAACUGAUAUAUCCAAUUUUUGUACAACGCUAUCUAAUCAACGGCAACUAUUUCAUGGGUCGAAAUAUGUCAAUUUUCUUGGGAUUCUUUCACGUGGUUUAGUCAUGCCUAAAAUAGUAGUAGAAGACUUGGGUGUUGAACGUACGGAUGUUGGUUGUCUCGGUUAUGGAAUUUACUUUUCUGAUUGUGCUUCGACAUCUUUAAAAUAUACAACAGCAAGCACAGUACGACCAGGUCGUCGUUUGUUAUGCAUUUGUCAAGUAGCACUUGGCGAAACAGCUAAUUAUUAUUCAUUUUCACCAACUCUCAUCAAGCCACCUAUUGGUUUUCAUAGUACGCAUGGAGUUAAACGAACAGAAGAUAAUUGUUCAAUGUUUACUGAUAAUGAAUAUGCAAUCUAUCAACUUGAUCAACAACGUUUACUCUACAUUGUGGAAGUUUCAUGGGCACUGAAUGAUGCUCUCAAUAUCGAAUUAGAACGAUUAUCAAUUGUUCAUCAUCAAGAACAUGCAUUGAAAUUGAGUGAACAUGUUGAAGAUUUCACGACAAUCAAUGAUGAGACUAUUGAAAUAGCUGAACAAGACUAUGGUUUAAUAUGUCCAUCAUCAGGAAAACUUGUACCACUUAAAUCAUGUCAUAUUCGUGCUCAGAUUAUUGAUGUUACAGUUGAAGUUGUUCUCUAUCAAGUCUAUUACAAUAUGAGUUCGAUACCGAUUGAAGCUAAAUAUGUGUUUCCUCUUGAUGAAAACUCAACUGUAUGUGGUUUUGAAGCACAUAUUAACAAUAAAGUUAUCAAAGGUGUCGUUAAAGAGAAAGAACAAGCUAAACAAGAGUAUCGAGAAGCAAUUAAAAAGGGUCAUGGUGCCUAUUUAAUGCAUCGAGAAGAAGCUCAAGUGUUCAGCGUUGCUGUUGGUAAUUUACCAGCACACAAUGAAGUGAUCAUCAAGAUAACCUAUGUUGCCGAAUUAGAAAUCGAAAAUGAUGAUAUUAUUUUUCGUCUUCCAGUUAAAAUGGCUUCAUGGCAAUCGAAAAAAGCAAUCGAAAGCAAAGAUCAAUCGAUUCUACAAUCUUUUAGUAUUGUCGAUGAAAAAGUUAAAUUUAGUUUUAAAGCAUCAAUUCGAAUGCCAUACAAAAUAGUGAAAUUAUUUUCACCAACACAUUGUCUUCGUCGAAAAUUAACUGAUUGUAUAGCCAUGAUCGAACUUAUCGAUAAUGUUUUACUUAAUCAAGAUUUUCUUCUGUCGAUCACACUCGACACUCCUAAUUUACCCCGAAUAUCAAAUGAAACAUUGUUAUUAGAUGACAACAGUGAAAUAACAGAUACAUUGAACAAUCACAAUUCUCAAGCAUGUAUGCUUACCUUUUAUCCACGAUUUGAAACAUUGACGAAUUCAAACAAACAAGUUGAAAUCAUUUUCAUUAUUGAUGUAUCAAAUUCAAUGGAUGGUAGUCAUGUACAACAAGCUAAACAGUUAGCUCAUUUGUUUCUUAUGAAUUUGAAAAUUGACGAUGAAAAUACAUAUUUUAAUGUAAUCACUUUUGGAUCGGAUAAUUAUGAAUGUUUUCCUAUAUCAACACGAAUUACACAAGAAAAUCUUGAUAAAGCCAAACAUUUUGUUCUGCAUUCACUUGUUCAUCGUGGUAAUACGAAUUUAUUUACUGUUCUUCAUCGUUAUUCACUAUUACCAUCAUCAUUAUCGUCGAAAUUUGGUCGUCAAUUCAUUCUUCUAUCUGAUGGACAUAUUCAUGAUCUCAAUUCGAUUCUUGUUCUACUCAAACGUCGACCAACUAUGCGUCAUGAUCGUUUAUUUACAUGUUCAGUUAGUAAUGUUGCAAACAAGCAUGCUUUGAAACAGUUAGCGAAUGGAGCAAAUGGAGGUGGUCUAACAACAAUAUUCGAUUCAAACUAUCGAUCGAAAUGGAAAAAAAAAGUAUUNAAAACUGCAAUGCAAACUUAUAACGAUCACGAAUGA
Messenger RNA from Rotaria sp. Silwood2, 3270 nucleotides. The record is from the annotation of a GenBank genome assembly. NCBI's taxonomy places the organism in Eukaryota, Metazoa, Rotifera, Eurotatoria, Philodinida, Philodinidae.